This is a messenger RNA of Perkinsus marinus ATCC 50983, 2783 nucleotides long. RefSeq names its product isoleucyl-tRNA synthetase, cytoplasmic, putative. Gene Ontology annotation, biological process: isoleucyl-tRNA aminoacylation. Gene Ontology annotation, molecular function: isoleucine-tRNA ligase activity; aminoacyl-tRNA deacylase activity; tRNA binding. NCBI's taxonomy places the organism in Eukaryota, Perkinsozoa, Perkinsida, Perkinsidae. The record is from RefSeq and is a predicted model, not a curated record. The annotation marks the transcript as partial. The transcript is spliced from 23 exons.
AUGGCUGUUAGUUGUUUUUCGCGUCGUUCCUCGCUUGGCUCCCUGCACUACUCUGGUCGCCGCUCUCAGCUUGGAAUAUCUAGAACUCUGAUAACACAGUCAAAUCGGAAACAAAAACAUAUCGAUAUGAAGUAUACGUUCGAGCCUGUUGUGGAGAAGCCGUCUUUUCCCAAGGAGGAGGAGAAGGUCCUCGCCUUCUGGGAUGAGAUUGACGCCUUUCACACGUCCAACAAGAUGAGUGAAGGCAAACCCGAGUAUGUUUUCUACGAUGGUCCCCCGUUCGCCACUGGCCUUCCUCAUUAUGGCCACAUCCUUGCUGGUACCAUCAAGGACGUCGUGACUCGGUACGCCCACCAGACCGGUCACCACGUUGAGAGAAGGUUUGGUUGGGACUGUCAUGGCCUUCCAGUGGAGCAUGAGAUCGAUAAGGACCACAACAUAGGUUCGAAGUCUGAUGUUAUGAAGUGGGGAAUUGCCAACUACAAUGAAGCAUGUCGGUCGAUCGUCACACGCUACACUAAGGAGUGGAGAGAGAUCGUUACACGAUUUGGAAGGUGGAUCGACUUUGACAAUGAUUACAAAACUAUGGAUCGCAAUUUCAUGGAGACCGUGUGGUGGGUAUUCAAGCAACUCUUCGACAAGGGCCUGGUCUAUAGAGCCUUCCGCGUUAUGCCUUAUUCGACUGCUCUUUGCACGCCCCUGUCGAAUUUUGAGGUUGCUCAAGGUUAUAAGGAUGUGAGUGAUCCCUCUAUCAUUGUGGCCUUCCCUCGCAAGGACAAGGAGAACUCGUACUUGCUCAUUUGGACUACCACACCUUGGACACUUCCUUCCAACCAGGCCAUCUCUGUGAACCCUAGUUUCAAGUACCUUAGAGUUAUCAAUAAGAAAAAUGGUGCUGAGUACAUCUUCGCCAAGGACAGAGCGGCUUGGGUAUACAAGUGCUUGAAGUUGAAUGAGAAGAAGGACGUUGAGGUUGAGGAGACCCUUCUUGGAACGGAACUUGUCGGGAUCCCCUAUGUGCCUCCGUUCGAUUUCUUCGUGAAACAUGAGCGUCCUGGCAAGACCUGGACUGUCCUUUCUGCUGACUACGUUACGGUUGAUAGUGGUACCGGACUUGUCCACCAGUCCCCUGGCUUUGGUGAGGACGAUUACCAGACCUGUGUGAAGAACGGUAUUAUAUCUAAGGAUGGCACUGAUAUGAACCUCCCUCUUGAUGAGUCGGGUCGCUUCACUGAGGAGGUACCACCAUACAAGGGAAUGCACGUGAAGGAAGCUGAUAAGUACAUCAAGGAAGAUAUGAAGAAACGCGGGCUACUGCUUCAUAAUGGCAUGGAGAUCCAUUCCUAUCCUCAUUGUUGGCGCUCGGACACUCCCCUGAUUUACCGUGCAAUCGGGUCGUGGUUCAUCAAGGUUGAAGAGGUCCGAGAUCAGUUGCUUGCUAACAACGAGAAGUCUACUUGGGUACCACGCCACGUCCAAGAGGGUCGAUUUAAGAACUGGUUGGCUGAUGCACGUGACUGGGGUGUGUCUAGGAAUAGAUACUGGGGUACUCCUAUCCCUAUUUGGGCCUCGGAUGACUACCAGGAAAUAGUCUGCAUAGGCAGUGUUGCUGAGCUGGAGGAGUACGCUGGCCAUCCUAUACCGGACAUUCACAGGCACUUCAUUGACGAUAUCAAGAUCCCUAGCAAGACGGGUCGUGGUUACCUCCAUAGGGUUGAUGAGGUUUUCGAUUGCUGGUUCGAGUCGGGGUCGAUGCCCUACGCCCAAGUCCAUUAUCCCUUCGAGAAUAAGGAGAAGUUCGAGGAGAACUUCCCUGCGGACUUCGUCGCUGAGGGCCUUGACCAGACUCGUGGUUGGUUCUAUACCAUGACUGUCAUCGCGACGCACCUCUUCAACCAGCCGGCCUUUAAGAACCUCAUUGUUAACGGACUGAUCCUGGCUGCUGAUGGUAAGAAGAUGUCUAAGCGCCUGAAGAACUACCCUGACCCGACGGAGGUAUUUGACCGUUAUGGAGCUGAUGCGGUUCGAAUGUACAUGUGCAACUCACCAGUUGUCCGUGCUGAGCCGCUGAAGUUCCGAGAGGAGGGUGUCCGGGACACCGUGAAGGAGGUUUUCCUACCCCUCUAUAACGCGUACAGGUUCCUGGUCCAAGAGACCUGCCGUUUCGAGAAGCAGGAGAAUACCAAAUUCGUCCCUGACCGAGCGUGCAUUCACAAGUCGACUAACCCCACGGACCACUGGAUAUACGCCACCUCACAGGAGCUCCUCAAGUACACUAGGACUGAGCUGGAGUCGUAUAGGUUGUAUACUAUUGUUGGCAAGUUGGUGUCAUUCUUGGACGACCUCACAAAUUGGUAUAUCCGGAUGAACCGCGACCGUAUGCGUGGUGGUGUCGAUAAGGAAAACACUUUGGAGAGUCUGAACACCCUCUACGAUGUUAUGCUCAACUUGACGAUCGUUCUGGCUCCCAUUACUCCCUUCAUCACUGAACAAAUUUACCAGAACUUGCGACUGGCUCUGCCCGAUGGAGAUUCUCGGAAGGAGAGGAGCGUCCACUUCGUUAUGAUGCCUGACCCCGACGUUCAAGGCCUCGACCCAGCUAUUGUGACUGCCCUCAACCGUGUGCAGACUGUUGUGACCAUGGGCCGUCUGUUGCGCGACCACCGUACGGUUGGUCUCAAGACGCCCCUCAGGCGUAUUCGGGUGAUUGCGGAGGACCAGUCUUACCUUGAUGAUAUUCACAGGCUGGAAAACUACGUCAAGGACGAGUUGAAUGUAAAGGA